Trichoderma aggressivum f. europaeum is the source of this 1089-nucleotide messenger RNA. RefSeq lists its product as uncharacterized. The record is from RefSeq and is a predicted model, not a curated record. The transcript is spliced from 4 exons. Lineage: Eukaryota; Fungi; Ascomycota; Sordariomycetes; Hypocreales; Hypocreaceae. The coding region runs from base 1 to 1089 and encodes 362 amino acids.
AUGGCUCGUUCACUCGCCCUUCUCGCUCUCUCCAGCGCCGCUGCCAUGGCUGCUGCUCAAUCUACUACCGUCUCUCUGCUGCUGCCGUUUGCCGAUCCCCAGAAGAUCGUCGCUUCUGUUAUUGGCGUCGAUAGCACGGCUACGACUUAUGCUUAUGGAUGUCCGCCUGGAACGCCGUCUGAUGACUGUGGCUUUGAGAGCAGCCAGACUAUUACGCAAGGUCCUACUACUUGGAUUUUCACUAAUACUUAUAAUGGUGACGGUGGCGUUUACACCGAGGGUGGCCACUGCAAGCUCUCUACCGCAGCAGACAUCGCUUCGUGCAGCGUCUUCAUGGCCGCGCAAGACACCGCCGGCAGCGUCACUUCCACCUCCAGCACCGGCACCCAGUCCUUCCUGUCCGUCCAGCUGCCCGUCACCAUCACCGCCGGUCUCGAGAAGCUCAAGGCUACUCCUGGCGCCUCGGCCACUGACGAUUCGACCGCUGCUCCUACCAACACUGGCGCUUCCGAGACGACUGCUUCUUCGGGUUCGUCUACGACUCUUGCUAGGCAGACGACUGCUGCGAGCACGGGUACCCGGACUGCUUCUACUACGGCUGCGCCUAGCAGCACUAAUGCUGCUGGUGUGGUGAACGCUCAGAAUGGCUUGUUGGCGGGUGUUGCUGCUGUUGUUGGUGGUGUUAUGAUGUUGACCCUCGCUAUUAGGGUGAAGGUGAAAGGGUGCAUUUUACACCUCAGUGAUUCUCAGCAGUUUCGCACUACUUCAACGAUAGACUCUUCUCAGCGUAUUCUCACCACUUCCACGAUGGGUUCCCCCCAGCAACAUGGGUACAGCCUCUACAGCAGAAUUCUGCACGGGACCAAGGAUGUCUUGCCCAAGUUCUUCUUCAUCGCCGUCUACAUCGUCGUCAUCGUUUACCUCAUGGUAAUGUUCAGGAAACAACUGGCUUCCAAGCCAACGGACGAAGAAUGCCAGCACCAAGAUCAACAUUAUGGGAGGUUUCGUCGACGGGGGGAGAUGGAACCUGAGACGCAGGCUUUCGCGUCGGGUCUGGAUGUUUCAAGGUACUAUGCAGACGUUGUUUGA